Molecule: messenger RNA, 1600 nt
Organism: Tarenaya hassleriana
Lineage: Eukaryota; Viridiplantae; Streptophyta; Magnoliopsida; Brassicales; Cleomaceae
Product: serine/threonine-protein kinase AFC3
Exons: 12
Coding region: 266-1444 (392 amino acids)
Biological process (GO): protein phosphorylation
Cellular component (GO): nucleus
Molecular function (GO): protein kinase activity; ATP binding
Source: RefSeq, a predicted model, not a curated record
UAGGGUUAAAACCCCCUUCUUCCACCUUUUGGAAUUUCGAGUCGAAACCCUAAUUUGUUUCACCCCUAAUUUGGAAGAGAUUAUCGUCCUCAUCCCGAUAUCAACCUCUUGUUUAUCCACAAAUUUCUGAUAUUUUUGCUCUCGAGGAGGUUUCUGGUAGAAUUUUCAAUUUGGUUGCGGAUCGGCGUCAGGUUUCGUUGUUUUAUGAACUGUUUAUUGUCAGUGAUCGAGUUGUAGUGACGGUGAUGCUAGCGGGUUUGCGGAGAUGGAGAAGGAACGAGUGAGGAAACGACCCCGUAUGACAUGGGACGAGGCACCAGCUGAACCUGAGGCGAAUAGGCCUCUGGACAAAGGGCAUGGAACUGUGGGGAGGUAUGUUUCUCCACCGAUAAGAGAGGAUGAUCAUAACGGCCAUUACAUUUACAGUUUGCGGGAGAAUCUUACUCCUAGAUAUAAAAUACUUAGCAAGAUGGGUGAAGGCACUUUUGGUCGGGUUUUGGAAUGUUGGGAUCGUCAAACAAAAGAAUACGUGGCUAUAAAGGUCGUUCGGAGCAUUAAAAAAUACCGGGAUGCAGCAAUGAUUGAAGUUGAUGUACUUCAAAAACUUGCUAAGAACGACAAAGGCCGCUCACGAUGUGUACAAAUAAAGGACUGGUUUGAUUAUCGAAAUCACAUUUGCAUCGUAUUCGAGAAGCUUGGGCCAAGUUUGUUUGACUUUCUAAAGAGAAAUAAAUACUCCCCCUUUCCUCUGGCCCUUGUUCGGGAUUUCGGGCGUCAGCUUUUGGAAUCUGUAGCAUAUAUGCAUGAUUUAAAGUUAAUUCACACUGAUCUCAAGCCUGAGAACAUUCUUCUAGUGUCUUCUGAAUAUGUGAAGCUUAUGGACCAUAAGAGGAGUGCUUCAGACGAGACACAUUUCAGGUGCUUGCCAAAGUCGAGUGCCAUUAAGUUGAUUGAUUUUGGUAGUACUGUGUGUGAUAACCGGAUUCAUGGCUCCAUUGUUCAAACAAGACAUUACAGAGCCCCUGAGGUCAUUCUAGGUGUAGGAUGGAGUUAUUCAUGUGAUUUAUGGAGUGUUGGUUGUAUCCUAUACGAACUAUGUACUGGUGAAGCGCUGUUUCAGACGCAUGACAGUCUCGAGCAUUUGGCAAUGAUGGAAAGGGUGUUAGGUCCGUUGCCCGAACAUAUGACCCGAAAAGCCAGCCGAGGUGCUGAGAAAUAUUUCAGGAGAGGGUAUAGACUAAAUUGGCCUGAAGGAGCCAACUCUAGGGAGAGUAUUAGGGCCGUGAAAAAGCUUGAUCGUCUCAAGGAUAUGGUGUCGAAACACGAAGAGAACUCGAGAUGUGGACUUGUAGAUGUAUUGUAUGGGCUCCUGAAGUAUGACCCAUCGGAGCGUCUUACCGCACGCCAAGCUCUCGACCAUCCUUUCUUCGAAAAUGCAAGCUGAAAAAAGCCAAGACCCGCAAGUUUGUGCGUUUGUAUUGUAUGUUGUGUCGAAAUAGCUUCGUGAAUGUAUGGGAACCGUGUUUUUUUGGCUGUCGGAAAAGUAGUGUUUUUCUUUGAAUGGGAAGGUCUUAUUAUCGCAUGAUCCUAGUUCCACAAA